This is a messenger RNA of Leptidea sinapis, 3765 nucleotides long. It is a transcript of the gene Acox3, whose product is annotated as peroxisomal acyl-coenzyme A oxidase 3-like. The record is from RefSeq and is a predicted model, not a curated record. Gene Ontology annotation, molecular function: FAD binding; pristanoyl-CoA oxidase activity; fatty acid binding. The transcript has 14 exons. Gene Ontology annotation, biological process: lipid homeostasis; fatty acid beta-oxidation using acyl-CoA oxidase. Gene Ontology annotation, cellular component: peroxisome. The coding region runs from base 201 to 2297 and encodes 698 amino acids. NCBI's taxonomy places the organism in Eukaryota, Metazoa, Arthropoda, Insecta, Lepidoptera, Pieridae.
UUGACAGUUCGUACUUCAUACUCAUCAUAGGCCCCAGCGGGUUGGGACAUUACGGCUACAGGUAGUGGAGGGCCGAGGGAGUACGAUUUACGAACGUCAUUACUGAGUGACAAAAACAGAAUACAAAAGUUGAUUGUACUUGUAGAGUAUCGUGUCUUUUCUAUUGGAAUUUUCUACUGGAAACAGAUAAAAUUUACGAAAUGACGACGCUGGCUCCUGUAAAGUUAGUUUCUGAUGAAGAACUAAGAAAGUAUUUCCCGGACCUACCGAAAGGACCCCUGGAUAGUUUUAGAAAAAAGGCAUCAUUUAACUGGCGACGAAUGAAACUUGUGUAUGACAAUUUGGCGACAAUUAAAUUAAAACAUGAUAUUUGGACAUUUAUGGAGAAAAACCCUCUCUUUCACCACUCCAACUCACCCCUUACAAUGGAUGAACAGAGGCAAAUAGCUGUUAAGAGGAUGUACAGUAUUUAUAAUGAGAAAUUUGCUACAUUUGAAAAGAUAAUAGAAGAGCCAAGAUCUUUCCAGGCAGAAGCCGAGGCAUUAUUCAUGUUUGACAGCAGCCUGUCAGUUAAAACCUCUCUCACAUUCCGAAUGUUCUCAAAUACAAUACAAGGUAGUGGAAAACCACAUCACUACCAUUUCAUAGAAGACAUAGAGAAGGCCAAGAUUGGUGGCUGUUUUGCAUUGACUGAAGUGGCACAUGGGUCAAAUGCAAAGGGGAUGAGGACGACUGCUACAUACUGUCCGCAAACUCGACAAUUUAUUAUGCAUUCACCAGACUUCGAGGCUGCCAAGUUCUGGGUGGGAUCCAUGGGUAAGUGCGCGACUCACGCCAUAGUGUACGCGAGGCUGGUGUCGAAAGGCAAGGACCACGGACUUCACUCGUUUGUAGUGCCCCUGCGAGAUCCGAAGACAUUGAAGCCAUACCCAGGGGUCACGGUCGGCGAUAUUGGGGAGAAGAUAGGACUUAAUGGCGUAGACAACGGGUUUGUAAUGUUCAACAAAUACCGCAUACCGAAGGACAAUGCGCUCGACAAGCUCGGCGGAGUGGACGACGCGGGGGAUUAUCAGACGCCGUUCAAAGAUCCAAAGAAACGGUUCGGUGCUUCCUUGGGGAUAUUAUCCGGGGGUCGCGUACACAUAACGUCCAUAUCGACGAACUAUCUCCAAAAGGCGAUAGUGAUCGCAAUCAGAUACUCCGCCGUCCGGAGGCAGUUCGGACCUGAUGAUGCAGACGAGGAGACUCCGGUCUUGGAGUAUCAGCAACAGCAAAUCCGCCUGCUGCCGUACCUAGCGGCCACGUUCGCGUUCCGCGUGUUCUGCUCUUGGUUCGGUGUGCAGCACGUCAAAAUCACCAUCGACAACUUUACGGGUCAAGGAGAAAACAUGGCCAACAUGGGCGUGGAGAUGCACGCACUCUCAUCGGCCGUGAAGCCGGUGUGUGGCUGGACCGCGAGAGAUGGCAUCCAGAACUGUCGCGAGGCGUGCGGCGGACACGGAUAUCUGAAAGCGGCGGCUAUCGGUGACAUUCGCAACGACAACGACGCGAACUGCACCUACGAGGGGGAGAACAGCUUACUGCUGCAGCAGACCAGCAACUGGCUGCUGGGCGUGUGGGACCGCAGGCACCAGCUCACAGCCGAGCAUUCGCCACUCGGCUCACUGGAGUUCCUGUACAACGUUGAUGAUACGCUGAACAAGACCUGUCCUUGGAAUUCCGUGGAUCAAUUUGCUGAGCCUGCUAAUCUGGUGGAGAUGUACAGGUGGCUGACCGCGUACACUCUCAAGAUGACUCAUGAGAAGGUGUCCCGUCUGAAGCGCGACGGUAACACCCCGCUGCAGGCCAAGAACGACUCGCAGGCGUACCACGCCGUGGCCCUGUCCGUCAUCUACGGAGAGAAUUACAUACUGAACCACUUCUACAAGACCGCUAGCUCGUUCCCGGACGCGGCCUGCAGGGAGGUCUUGCUGCAACUGGUCGCCUUGUACGGAGGCUUUCUGCUGGAGAAACACAUGGCCACAUUGUAUAUUGGCGGCUACCUCAGUAAACAACAAGGGCUGUUCCUGCGGGAGGCAGUACUGUGGGGGUGCCGGCGCGUCAGUGCGGAGGCGGUGUCGCUCGCUGACACCCUGGCGCCACCCGACUGGUGCCUCAACUCCGUCCUGGGUGCCGCCGACGGAGAGGCCUACAAGCACAUACAGAACAAAGUGAUGACGUACCCGGGGUCAAUGACCCGCCCCGAGUGGUGGAGGGACGUCGUGUUCUGGGACUCGUAUGUAUCGUCUAAGCUGUAGAUAUCUGAUGUACUAUUAGGACACCCCGAUGAUGCAUUACCAAUGUGCGUUACCUAGUUUAAUAUUCAACAUAACAAGGAUCUAAUACUUAGCCUGGCUGAUAGUUUACGACUUACUGAUUGUUUGUCAAUCUAAUCUAGUAUAUUGAAAGCAGCAUUCACAACCGUACGAUAAUUUCAUAACUACGUACGAUGUACGAUAGUACACACUACUAUCGUAAAUAUAUUAUAUGAUAAUUUCCAUUUUGACGCAAAAUUUUAAAAUUAUACAAAUUGCCGACCGCCUGGUCUUUUUUGCAGUCAGCGCCAUCUAUUGACUCAUUUCUGUCUCAGGAUCAACUUACACUAGUAUAGUAAUACCAACUUAUCUGUGAAGUGGCAAAAAUAGGAACUACGGUCGCCAUGUUGAAAUGUCAUUCGACUGUCAAUGUCUACUACUUUCGAGUGUUCCGUUUGUUUUAUUGCGAUACUUCUGAAUUUUAAGCGUUAAAUAUUCCCCGACUUUUGUGCACAUUGGAAUUAAUUAGUAACACUGAAACUACGAUGGCGACACCCAUCAGUUCACAGAUAACUUGGUGACACUGUAUACUAAGUUUAUGGGAACAACAACGGUUAGGUGAAAACGUCAUGCUGCUGCUUCAAGGCGAAUUCUUUCAUUGGUUGCUCAAUGCUCUUGCUACGGUCUGCCAAUCAGCGAUCGAUAUCAUCUACAGAGUAAUUUUAGUUGCACUAAUCGUCGUUCAAUGUGAUUUGUUUCGAUUAUUGGCAUAUUUCAUAAAGAUUUUUUAAUUUUUUAUUGUAUUAUAGUCAUCCUUAUGGUUACGAUAUUUUUCAUCCAUGUACGAUAAUUUUACGGCCCUGGGUACGAUAGCUGCCGGCCUCAGGUUGUGAACACUGAUUGAAAGUGUGUCACGAACAGAGGUGCCUUUUUAUAUAAAAGACUACAGUCCACAUUGACAAACAUAAUUUAAAAAAACAAUUGUUUUGCAUCGGUUACAUAAAUUGUUUUAUGUGUGCAGAGACGGCAUGAUUAUAUAUUUAUUAUAUGUAUAGAUAAUAACAAUCUACUGAACAAAUAAUUCCUUCAAGCACCUUUUGCAUAUCCAUAUCAGACUUCUAGUUUUUAAGAAUUAAAAUGUAUGCAAGAAAUAUUAAUUAAAUAAAAUACUAUAUUUUUGUACAUUGGAAAUGGAUAAUGACAUAGCCAUUAUUAACAAUUAAUCGUUUUAUACAUUUUAUAUUUUUAUACAACAUGUGUUGAUAGAAAUGGAUAAAAUACAUUGUAAAUGUAUAAUUAAGUGUAAAUAAAAAGGGUUUCGGUGGCAAUAUGUUAUUAAAUAAUAUUUUAUUACUGUUAUUAUUAUUAUUGUUCAUAUAUUUAAGGACAUCAUUUAUAUUUUUAAAUUGUUGUUAUAUUUGGGAUUUUAGAAUAUUAUGUACAUGUUAUAAUAAAUAUUAUUAAAAUUUUA